UCAUUUACAGCUUUCUCAACUCGACCACAGUGCGCAUAUUCCGACCCGAAAGUAAAUAAUAGAGGAAUGGGUGUCCAUAAAGAACUAUGCGUUGGGCUUCAUAAGGGCCACAAAAUUACCAAAAAUGUUACAGCUCCAAGACCUUCACGAAGGAAAGGUAAACUUACUAAGCAUACCAGAUUCAUCAGGGACAUUGUACGUGAAGUAUGUGGGUUUGCUCCAUAUGAAAAAAGAGCAAUGGAGCUGUUGAGAGUUUCUAAAGAUAAAAGAGCUCUGAAGUUUAUUAAGAAAAGGCUUGGAACACAUUUGAGAGCCAAGAGGAAGCGAGAUGAGUUGUCUAAUGUUUUGACUGCACAGAGGAAAGCUGCCGCUCACAGAGAAAAGGAGGGAAAAUAAUUGUAAAAUAAUUCCAAUAAAAUAUUUCAUCUGUA
Messenger RNA from Uloborus diversus, 431 nucleotides. It is a transcript of the gene RpL36, whose product is annotated as 60S ribosomal protein L36-like. NCBI's taxonomy places the organism in Eukaryota, Metazoa, Arthropoda, Arachnida, Araneae, Uloboridae. Gene Ontology annotation, molecular function: structural constituent of ribosome. The record is from RefSeq and is a predicted model, not a curated record. Gene Ontology annotation, biological process: cytoplasmic translation. Gene Ontology annotation, cellular component: ribosome; cytosolic large ribosomal subunit. The transcript is spliced from 4 exons. Bases 67 to 396 code for a protein of 109 amino acids.